This is a messenger RNA of Ogataea polymorpha, 2113 nucleotides long. RefSeq lists its product as uncharacterized. The record is from RefSeq and is a predicted model, not a curated record. Lineage: Eukaryota; Fungi; Ascomycota; Pichiomycetes; Pichiales; Pichiaceae. Gene Ontology annotation, molecular function: asparagine synthase (glutamine-hydrolyzing) activity. The coding region runs from base 1 to 1614 and encodes 537 amino acids. The transcript has a single exon.
AUGUGUGGCAUCCUAUGGCAUUUUAAAAACCGCAUAGAUAGGCAACCCACUGCUCAGAACGGAAAGUGUGAUUUAAAUGACCCGCUUUUUGAACAAAUGGUUCCCCUCGUAUGCUCCAGAGGACUGGAUAGCACGCAGUACUUUAAAAAGGAGAUCGCCCAAGGCACAAUAACGGAGUUCUCCUCGGUGUUGUCAAUAAGGGCACCUCUGACGCUUCAACCAAUGAUUAGGGGAAACUUUACUCUGCAAUAUAACGGAGAGCUCUACAACCAAGAGAUAGAAAAUAAUGAUCUUGAGUUUAUUUAUCAAACUUUGGUGAAGUCAAACUUUGAUGUCGUAUCAACUAUAGGUCAACUAGACGGCGAAUUCUCCUACUGCAUCACCAAUACAGACACUAAAAAGGUAUUUUUCGGGAAAGAUUUGCUGGGAAGAAAGAGUUUAGGAUAUAUGCUUGAUGAGAACCAAUUGUACAUUAGCAGCUGCCCUCCUGCCACGAAACAAGACACCUGGAUCGAGUGUGCCUGCGCAACGAUAUAUGAGUUUGACAUGGAGUCCGGCAAGUUGAUAACGAUCAACUUUGAAUCUAGCAAUAACCUUCCUAGCCCCGAUAUUGUUCAGCAGACAGACGAGCCUCUGAAUUCGGUGAAUCUGCAUAAACUAUUGGCUUCGAGCGUGAGAAAACGUGUGAGAACCAUCUCGCCAACACAUAAGUCAAGCUCUUCUGUGGCAUUAUUGUUCAGUGGAGGUCUAGACUGCACUUUGGUAGCAGCUCUGGCGGCAUCAGAACUUGGACCAGAUACAACGAUCGACUUACUAAACGUCUCUUUUUGCAACCCACGUUCCAACACCAAACCCGCAGACACACCAGACAGACUGCUUGCGAUAAAAAGCUGGAAAGGGUUGCAACAAAUGUUCUCAAAGGUCAAGUUUCAGCUGGUGGAAAUUGACGUGCCAUACGAGGAGUAUCUGGAACAUAGGUCCAGGGUGAUACAGCUGAUCUAUCCUAACGACACAGAAAUGGAUUUAUCUAUAGCCAUCGCCUUUUAUUUUGCCGCACGAGGAAUUGGUAAUCGUGUUCUUCCAAAUGGAACCAGAGAGCCGUAUGAAAGUACAUGCAGAGUCUUACUAAGCGGUUUGGGAGCCGACGAGUUGUUUGGAGGUUACACUCGCCAUGAGCGAAUCUUCACGAGCCUCUCAAAUCAAAUAAAACGACGAGUCUCUGGAAAACCUCCAAAAGAUACCACAGAGUAUAACUGGGACACACUGAUCAAACGUCUGAUUGAAGAGCUGCAGCUUGAUUUAUCUAACUUGCAUAUUAGGAACCUUUCGCGGGACGACAAAGUGAUUUCCUGCUGGUCCAAAGAAGUCCGCUACCCAUUCCUGGAUAAAAGUCUAGUGGAAUUUGCAACCAGAAAAGUGAGGUGCGAGGAUAAGCUGCGAUUGGAUAGAACAACUGGUGAGAUCAUAAGAAAGUUUGCAUUGAGAGAGCUUGCUCGUCAUUUAGGGUUGGAAUUUGUUGAACAAGAACCAAAACGGGCCAUCCAGUUUGGGUCUCGAAGUGCCAAAAUAGAUCCUGGGACCGGGAAGGUGAAAGGAACGGAUAGACUAGUGUAAAUAGACCUAAAACGUUAUUCCUCGUCUGAGGGACCGUCAUCAACCUCCUCCUCUUCAUCUUGUUGUACAUUUGCUGCAUACUCAGCACUAUCAAGGAUCAUCCUUAUAUCCUCGUUGGCAUCUCCCAGCAACUGAGCUGGCUUUAGGCCGUCCUUAUUGCGGAUCGUCGGGUCGGCACCAACCUCUAGAAGAUUCUCUAUUAGGAAUUUGGCGUACUCGGGCUCCUCAAAACUGUAAUGAACGGCAUAAUGCAAGGGGGUUUCACCGCUUAUUUGAUGCUUUGGAUCAACGUCAAUGCCCUCAAUGUCAAGUAGCUUGUCAAGCACUUCGUAGCAUCCGUAUUUACAACAAAGAUGUAAUGGCGUAUUACCUGUGGCAUCCUUGGAAGAGUUUACAAGUUCUGCAAUGUCCUCCGGAUGAGCUUCCACCACAGAAGCUAGCAAUUCCACGUUGUUUCUUCUCGAGGCUUCUAUAAUUUGCUCUUGAGGGGAAGCUCCGG